UGUAGGUUAUAGUCCCGAGCCAGGAGAAAGCAAGGCGAUGUCCAGUUGGUUGCUAAACCAGGCAGAUAUGGUGGAGAAGAUGCAAGGAUGUGGAGAGGCAAUGACAGUAACACUGGAUGCUAAAGAUUACCAUGAAGUCUCCAGUGAGCCUAUUUUGACUGCUUUGGGAAAGCUAAGGGACUCUCUCCACAAGCUGAUGUCUGAGAACAGUGCACAAAACCCAAAGGCAGCUUGCUCUGACGACGACAAAAGUGAUGAGAGCCAUGGACCUGAAACAUUUAAAAGGGUUAGAAAAAGUAAAGAACAGAACAGUCCAUGUUCUGACCUAAAAGAAGCUCUGAAGUCCACAGAGCCCGAUACUUCAAAACAAGAUGAUCCUGCUCAGACUUCAAAGGAUUUGUGGACUUACCUCACAAGUUCUACUCGAAAAGAGCCAGUAAUCGGUUUAAGUAUGAUCACAGAAUACCGUAAUCAAAAUGGUCAGAACUCCUUUCUGUGCUCCUGCUGCAAAGUAAUCCUUUCUACUUCCAAAUACCCGGGCCACCUGAUUAGCCCUCGCCACCGCUUCAACUACAUUAAAAUUAAGUACCCAGAUUUUGUGGCUCACUGGAAAGCUGAGAUCAGCUUGACUGACAAUAUUAAAGAGCUCCAAAAGAAGGCACAGGUUGUGCAGGACACAGAGGGCUGGGGAUGCCUCAAGAUUGUAGAAAAAGAAAAUAAGCAGCCUCAAAAAAGGAGCCAAGAGCCAUCAGAAGAUACUGAAAAUGCGACUUUAGCCAAGUUGAAGAAACAGGAGCCAUCGAACACCAGUGAUGCUGAGAAAUCAGCCCCAAACCUGGAGCUGCCCCAAAUUGGCGGUGGCGCUGAACCACAAGAUCAAAAAAACAGUGAGCCAAAACUUAAGAAACAGCAGCAGAAGAAAUUUACCAAACGCAAUGCUGUGAUUGGAUUGAAUUUUGUCACGUGUGUGCAUCAUGGCAAAAAGAAGCUGUUCUUCUGUGAACUCUGCUCUGUCCGAGGUGAUUUUGACCACAUGUCUAGUGUCAUCCACAGGAAAACCUAUGUGAAACAUAAAUAUCCUGAUUGGAAUGCAAGCAGCCCAAACAUGGAGAAGAAGCUACAUAAAAUAUCUUUGCGUUUAGCAGCAGUGGAGAGAAGCACUGGAAGAGGAAUGAAGAAACUGAAUGUCACUGCUAAUGUCUUCAUAGCCUUGAGUACUGCUCCCCUCAAUGAAGCUUUGAGUCAGCUAAAAUUGCUGCAGACCAAGCCAGAAGAUGGAGUAGAACACAAUGAACCUAGCACUUUCUCGGACCAUGAACAAGGUACAUGCAACAAUUCUGUGGAUCAUUUGAAAAGUUCUGCUACAACUGCCAACUCUUUGCAGCAGGAUGAAUCCGUGCUGCUGGGGAAUCAUGUCAUUCCAGCUCCUGUGUAUGAACCCAUAUCACCUCCACCUGCAUCAGACUGCAAGAGCGUACCCAGUGUUACUCCUCUGUAUUCAUCUACCCAUCUAACUUUUCUCAAACUGAGUAAUAACCUGAAAUGGAAAGAACCUUCAGAUGCUGCUCAUCAUGAGACAGGCCCAGGUGCCGAUUCUGGAGGAGCGGGUGGAUUGCAACAUAGUCCAUCAGCAUUCCCUUGCUCUCCACUGUGUGGACACUUCACAUGUUGCCAGUCCAUCCUGAAGGAGGAAAACAGUCUUCCACUUGAUAAUGCACCAUCAAAAACAUACUGUUUUCCAAACCUACCCACAGUGGUGGGACAGAGUAAUGCCUCCAUAUUUCUCGGUGUGAAGGGCCUCUUUAACAAGGAUCCUAUUAUAGGUCUGGCUAAUAUAUUGGAGUGCCAAGCAAUUUUACAGCCAACAUUUUUCCUGUGUCUUAACUGUGCUGAGAAAGUUAGCAGAGAGAAUUUUUGUCAUCAUAUGACCAGUGAACGACACAUUCACUUGACCAUCAGAACUCAGUAUCAUGAGAUAUUUCAGCGGUGGCAGAUGACUCCUCACGUGACCAUCCGUGAUUUUGCUGAGAAACUGGCAUUGACAGAGAAGGGAUUAGAUGCCAAGGUCAUCAAGUUGACCAAAACGCAGUACGAGUCUCUGUGUUCGGCAGACUUCAAUGAUGCAAUCGUAAUACUACAGAGGAUGUAUGGACCACGUCUGGACAAGAGCUCCCUGCCAUCACACCUUGGAGUCCAGAAUCAGGAAAAUCAUGAAAUCUCUACAGUGAGGUUAGCAGCAAGGUCUGUGGAAGCUGCAAAAGAAAGAGAAAAUCAGUCACAACAAAGCUGUGACAAAACAACACAAAACCAGGAACAUCACAGUGUUCAUGUACCACUCAAAGAAUUUAAUCAUGCCCUGGGAAACCUUGGUAGCAAAACUACAACGUGCACCAGCACAGACAAUCAUCCGCAAACUGAGAGUCAAAACCCUCCACAAACCUUGCCAGAGAGUGAUGCCCAAACAGCAAAGCCCCAGCAUCAGGUUGUGGUACAAAUCGAUCUGACUGCUGAGUCUGACGACAGUAUGACAAAAUUGUCAAUCCACACUCCCAAGCAAAUCACAGAAAGAGCAAAAGAAAAACAUGUUAAAGAUUGCUCAAAUUCAACUGCCUUAGAAACUCCACAGACAGCUGCAGUAGAUGUACAGGAAAGUCGGCCAGCUCCCAUGUUUCCUUGUACAGCCACAAUAAAACAGGAGAAAACUGGUCAUGAUGAGGGUUCUUGUGGAGAUGAUAUCCCUCUGACUUUGGAAGCAAAUAGUUCUAAAGACCCUACAGGGAAUAUCUUCAAACACAGUGACUUGAGGUAUAGCAAUAAAAAUAGAACAGAGGCAGAUGCUGUGGUUGGUCUGAGUGCAAUGAUUGAAUGCAGAUGUGAGGGUAAGGCUUCACUGUACUUGUGUGUUUCCUGCUCCAGAAAACUCAACCAUGACCUCUUCAGAUACCACCUGUUAAAGUAUCGUCACAGAUACAGUUACCUGAAAAAACGUUACCCAUCAUUGUUUGAGGACUGGUCUGAUUCGGAUAGUAUACCUGAUUGGUCUAUGAGGCUCAUGAGGCUUGCUCACAAAGUGGAGAUGACUAAUGAGGAUGAGCCCGGUCAGUUACAGGUGAUGAAACUGAACUGUAAUGAAUACAAUGAAAUAAAAGCUAUGUCUUAUGACAAAGCCAUCACACAUUUGCAGAAAAUCAGAAAAGAACAGAACCUCUGUGGUCUCCAAACUUGCAUUUCUCCCAAGAUCACAGAAAAACUGAUAAAACAGGAGAGGAUGGAAACAGACGUGACAACCCCAUAUUCAUCACAGCUUCCUGAAUUGAUUGCACAGGAAUCAGGGAGAGCUUUUAAGCGAAGGGCCGUUGAACAAGAUUUACCUCGUCAGUCCUUUCCAGGGCAGAAACAAGCCUCUAAUGUCCCAUUCAACCAUAUGAACCAAUCUCCUCCUGUAGGGAAUAACCCGGAACCAUCAGAUUGCCCUGCUAAGCGAAGCAAGAUCUCGGGCAAUGAUACAGAUAGUGUUGCACAGGUCCAGACAGAAUCUUCUAAUUCAACCACAAUCAACGCAAAUUUUACACCAGUCAUAGUGACAGAGACAUCUAGAAGUUCUCCUCAAAGUUUUGACCCAAGUUCUAUGACUUAUAAUGGAACAGGUUCCGUGGACAAAACUGUGCUUAAAAACAGUGACGGGAAAGAAUCUUCAUUAUCCAUUAUUGCACCACAGCAAAAGGACUCCUGUCCUGACGCUAGUACUAUUAAUGCUAUUGGUCCCACAAAAGGCCUGGAAAUUGCUCGGCUGUCUGAAAAAAGACCUUUGGCGAAAAAGAGCUUAAGUGAAAAUGCAUGGAAUUAUGAAAAUAGACAGUUUAGCCCUGAAAAAAACAGCAUGACUAAUACAAACCCAAUGCCUGAUAGUUCUACCGAGAUGGUUGCUAUGAAGAAGCAAUGCAUUCCAUAUUCAGUGCACAAUUACAAUCAAGCACUCAAUCCUCACUAUAACUGGCAGAUUCCUAGUAAAAAUCCAGACCCCAAUCUUACAAAUUUGCACCUUUCAGUGGUCUCCGGAUAUGGCACACCAACCUCUGCCACCAGUCAAAUGACACCUGAGUAUGUAGUAUCUCCUCUGUAUCCCAUGUAUAUGCAUUCUGGUUACCCUUCAGUGUCUAACACAAUGGCACCUGAGUAUUUAGGGCCAGUAGAACAAAAGGCCAUUAAUUAUCAAUCAGCUGCCUCAUGUAUUUCUACAAAUGGUACAAACUCAGCGAAUACAAACUCUGCUCAAACACUGCACACAGUUGAUCAGGCUCAACAGGUUUACCAGCAAAUUCAGUCAAUCCAGGACCCAGCAACUUGUCAAGCCUACUAUGCUUGGUAUUCUUACAAUCAGACCCUUCACUCUAACCAAGCAGCAGACAAUGGAAAUGCCACUUCCACACCAACGUUCGAACAUGGCGUUUACCCACUGUUUAGCUGGCUACAAAAGAAGAACUAAAGAAGAAACUGCCAAAGUACUUUGCAGAUGCCGGUGCAAUCAAAGAUGAAGGGCCAGAACAAUAAGCAUUAAUCUUUUAUUUACAACUUUCAAGUCAAUACAAAACAACUUGUAUUUUUGUUGAAUACAUUUUCCUGAACAGCUGUUUUACGACCGGGUGAUUAAAAGUUUAAUGAUUUAAGUGUGAUAGUUUGCAAAAUGCAGUUUAAUGGUCUUUUAUUGGCCAUAUGGGCUGUUGUCUUUAAAGUUUUAUUAAAGAGAAGGCCACUUUGAUUUUAUUAAACAGUUUUACCUGGAUUGUUAUAAAUUUAUAUUAUUUUCAAAUUUUGAAUGUAUUUGUGGAAACUGAGAUGAUUAUUUUUCUCUAUUUUGUUUUUGUAUUUUAUUUCUGCAGAUACUUUUUGCAAAAUAAAAGUUCAAAAAUGUUCAGGAAUUUUAACAAUUUCUUAUUUGGUGCAUUGUAAGUCUACAUUUGUAUGCAUGUGAAGAAGAAAAAAAAGGAAUGUGGUCUGUUAAGUCUAGAGUUGACCCUAUUGCAGAGUGAUGGGUGUUUCAGUUUAAGAAGGGAAGCAUACCCAUCAUGGAGGCAGUGUUAUGAUCUGGCGUUGCUUCAGUACGUCAGGUCUAGGCUCAGCAACAUUAUGUGGAAAUAAAA
Messenger RNA from Clarias gariepinus (North African catfish), 5141 nucleotides. RefSeq lists its product as uncharacterized. NCBI's taxonomy places the organism in Eukaryota, Metazoa, Chordata, Actinopteri, Siluriformes, Clariidae. The record is from RefSeq and is a predicted model, not a curated record. The transcript has 36 exons. The coding region runs from base 38 to 4486 and encodes 1482 amino acids.